Bursaphelenchus okinawaensis is the source of this 3178-nucleotide messenger RNA. NCBI's taxonomy places the organism in Eukaryota, Metazoa, Nematoda, Chromadorea, Rhabditida, Aphelenchoididae. The record is from the annotation of a GenBank genome assembly.
AUGUCCUCACCAGGCGGAUGGCAAAAAGACAUCUCCGCGAUUCUAACAACGAUUCAGCUUCUGGCCAAGAGCCAGCUCGGAUAUGAAGGACGACAAGUUGGUGAAAAAUUGACAAAAAAGGGGCUGGAGACACUGAUUGCUGCCGGAAAUGUUCAACGACCUUUCGAUGAUCCUCAUUAUGGUCAAAGACAGUAAGUUUACACUGUUUGCAACAGUUUUAUAUUAUUUCUGUGGUUUUAGGUUCACAUUUGAAAAGGAAACACAGGAUUUUCUGAAUGAAACCAAGAAAAUCUUGGAUAAAAACGUGAAACCUGUCUUGGAUCAGGCUAAAACGCAAGCGGAAAGCAUCGUCAGACCUUUGGCCAAGUCUGUUGGAGUUGAUAAUGUUCAAAAACCUGCUGUCAAUUCAACUUUUAACCCGAUUCCAGCUGGCCUAACACCAGAAGAAGAGCGAGUUUUGAUCUUCGAAGCGAAACGAGUUGGAGUUGAUGUCAAGAAGCCGCCUGUAGUGCCUCAUAAUAUUCAUCUACAACACUCUCAUCCAAUUCACAGGGAUCAAAAGGAUUAUCGACCAUCAUUGCCAAAGGUAAAUCUUGAUUUAGUUAUGUUAUUCUUUAGGAAUACAGGGUAAACUUGAACUACAACAACAAAAACUUGUCGAAAUCACAAGAAAGAAAGGUGCCAUCGAGUAGACUAGCUAGAGUGUAUAAUUUCGGAGCUCUGGCGGUUGGAUUGGGGACAGGAGCGGCCGCUGAGCUUGGGAGGAGGACGGUUGGGAUCAAGGGGGAUCAACAAGUUGAGAACCCAUUUUUGACUGCCGCCAAUGCUGAAAGGGUUGUGGAGACGUUGUGCAGAGUGCGUGGAGCUGCUUUGAAGUUGGGGCAGAUGUUGAGCAUUCAAGGUAAGUUAUUUUCUUAAUUUUUUGUUGUUUUAAGUAACAAGAUUGGAUAGAAAUAUUAAAAUAGGUAUAAAAAUAGAUUCAACGAGGAAUUUUAAUAUUUUUUUUGGGUUUUAUAAUAUUUGUGAAUGUGAAAUACGCAUAAAACUUUCGAACUUUUCAAAAAAUAGUAAAAUUCUAGACGAAACAAUGAUUCCUCGUUACUGGCUGGAUAUUUUUGAUCGAGUGCGACAUAGCGCUGACUUUAUGCCAAUAAAACAAGUAAAACAACAACUGGCAGCUGAGUUGGGACCAGAAUGGAGAACAUUGUUCAGAGAAUUUGAUGAAAAACCGUUUGCAGCGGCUUCUAUUGGACAGGUGAGGGUCUGAUGGGUAGUGUAAUAUUAUCUUAGCUUUUUUGUAAAAUUUUUGAGGAAUUACAGUUCAAAUUAAUUGGAGAGUGUUGAGAAAGGUCUGGUUUAUGAGUUGAAAGUGUUUUACAUGCACUUUGUGUUGAUUUUUUAUUGUUUUGAAAGAUUUUAAUAAAGUUAGGACAUCGAGGUCAAGUGUAAUAUAAUUUUUGUUAUUUUUGCAAAUUUUUUGAGCUUUUUUGACAUUAUUUUUAUGAUAUUAUCUUAUAAAGGUCUUUAAUACAUCUGUGAACGUCUAUUAUUUUCAGGUUCACAAAGCAGUAAGCCUAGACGGAACAAAACUAGCCGUCAAAGUACAAUAUCCAGGCGUAGCAGAAGGUAUCGACUCGGAUAUUCAAAAUCUGGUGUCGGUUCUAAAAUUUGGCGGCUUAUUUCCAAAAGGAAUGUACCUAGAAGAGUUUGUUAAUGUGGCAAGAAGAGAGCUAAAAGCUGAAUGUGAUUACGAACGUGAAGCCGAUGCCAUGAUCAGAAUGCGCGACCAUUUGGCUGACGAUGACAGCUUCUUCAUACCUGGGGUUUUUCCAAAUUUGUCGUCGAAACGGAUCUUGACUACGGAGUUUGUGGAGGGAAAACCUGUUGAUGAGUGUGUGGAUGAACCACAGGAGGUCAGGGACUAUAUCUCGGCCAAGUUUAUGGAGUUGUGCUUGAAGGAAGUGUUCUUGUUCAGGUUUAUGCAGGUAUGGAAGGGAGUUUUUAGAGUUGGUAUGAAGGUUUUUGUGAAAAAAGUUUUUUUGAAAGUUCGAAAAUUAAAAAAAAAUUGAAAUUUCGAGUUUUAAAAAGUUAAAAAAUAUUUUUUUCAGACCGACCCAAACUGGUCCAACUUCUUCUUCGGACUUCAUCCAAAAACUGGCGAAAGUCGACUGAUCCUCCUAGACUUUGGCGCAGCUCGAGAAUACCCAAAAGAAUUUGUCGACAAAUACAUGAAAAUUCUUCACGGUGCAUAUAAUCAAGAUCGAGAAGCCAUGCUACAUCAUUCAAGGGAGAUUGGCUUUCUAACAGGUUUUGAGGAUAAGGUCAUGGAGAAGGCGCAUGUUGAUUCGAUCUCGAUUUUGGCCGAAACUUUGGUGGCCAGAGAGCCAUACGAUUUUGGAAGACAGGUAGGGUGGAGAAGGGUAAUAGGGGUUGGCAGUGACGAUAUAAGGGGGUGUUUUGGUUGGAAAUGGCAAUUCAGGGCUAUUUUAGAGAUAUAGCAGUUAUUUUCAUUUUUUGCACGGUGCUGUUGAAAAACGCAAAUUCUUGCACCGUGUAAUACAAAAAGUGAAUUUUUAGGUAAUUUUUUAAAAAUUUUAAUACAAUUUGACUAAUAUAUAUGUACUAACUUAAUAAUAAGGGCUAUUUUCGAAAAAAAGUGAUAAAGUUCUUAUUAUUUUUUAAUUUUUCUGCACGGUGCAAUUAAAAAAUUAAGUUUGCGAUUUUCAAAGGGGGUUUUUUCAAAAAGUGUACCAAUAGUACCAAUAGCUGAAGAAAAUAAAGGGUAUUCUGAGAAAUGUUACAAUUAUGGCAUUUUUUUAUUUUGUUUGGGUUUUACAAUAAAAAAUAAUUUUUUGUUUGCACCGUGCAGAUUUUUAAGGAAUUUUUGAUUUUUUUUGGAAUUGAAUGCUUUUUAAAAGAUUUUGGUUUAAAAAAGGGAUUAUUAUGUUAAGCUUGACAAUAUUUUCAGGACGUAACAGCCAGAAUUCAAAAGUUAGUACCAGUAAUGCUAGAACAUCGUCUGAAAGCACCACCUGAAGAGGUAUACUCAUUACAUCGAAAACUGUCAGGAGCCUACUUAUUAGCUACAAAACUCAAGGCCAAAGUCGCUUGUGGCCCAUUAUUUCACGAAAUUUCGGAGAAAUACGAAUUUGACUCAAAAACCGCUACUGCCGUAUAA